UGUGGUUCGCUUGAAGAACUACUUAUUAGUUACUAGUAACUACUAGUGACGAGGUAAUCUGGACACUGAAGUUUGAUUAGUUUGAAUCUUGUGGCAUAAUGUUAAACAUUAUUUUUGUACUUUGACACUUUUCUUUUCUUAGUUUGAUAAAUAAAAUAACUUAAUAAUUUAUAAAUAAUGGCAAAUCAAUAUAAAGGAUGUUGUGUGUCCAUUAAUUGUGUGGAUGGUUCAGUCGUUCAAGGUGAAGUGAGCGGUAUGUCGGAUGACAAUGAAACUCUAAUCCUAAAACGACCGUUUAAAAAUGGUAUACCACAUACAGAAAAAGAAAUUCGUUUAAAAGCAUCGAUGAUAGAGAACCUAAAGAUUAUAAAAGCACAACUAGAAAAUGAACCAGUUAUCAAUAAUAGCCAAGUAGCCAAAAAUAUUAAAAAAAGUGUCCCUGUACCUAAACCAAACAAUGUCAAGCAAAAGAAUAAAGCAAAAAAUGCUCCAAAUUCUGAACCUGAACAACCACCACAGAAUUUUACAAAUCAUAAAGAACGAAAUGAUGCCUGUUUUGGUGUAUCACUUGAUACAAUUGUCAAAGAAGAUUUUGAUUUUGAAAAAAAUUUAGCUUUAUUCAACAAAAAAGCCUUUUAUAAUAAAAUUCAUAAAAAACCAGAUCUUGUUCCACAUGAAAAAGUUUCGAAUAAAUAUAAACAUACUGAAAAUGUAUUACAUUCUACUCCAGUCAAAUUUAGACAAGUUACAGUUCCUUCUCCUGCUAUCAAUGAAUAUAUAACGGAUGAUGGACUAGUUGUUCCAAGUAUAACGUCAGAAUUACGAUGGAAAUUAUUUAAUCUAGUUGAAGAAAAUGGUUUAACAACAGGACGUCAAAAUGAGAUAAUUGGGCGAGCUGCUACUGAAAUGGUGUUGCAACUUUUGGGAGGAGGUUAUAGAUUUAAUCCCAGAAAUGAACACCAAUGGCCUAGAGUAGUGGUUUUAUGUGGACCUAAUCGAUCAGGUGCAAUGGGUGUGAAUUGUGCGAGACAAUUAAGCAGUUAUGGUGUCCAUACUGUAGUUGUACUUUCUGAACCAGGAUUGUAUACUCCACAGUUGGCUAAUGAAAUGGCUUUAUAUCAAUUUACAACUGGUACCCUUAUUACUAGUGCAGCAGAGUUGCACGGCUUAUUAGAUCCAGAUUUUGUUGUAGUAUCUUUGGCUGAUGAACAAACUGAUACUGUGUCCCGGAACAUUACUAACUGGGCUAAAUCAGUUAGAUCACCAUUAAUGGCCAUUGAUCCUCCAUCACAAGGUACACCUUCAGUAGUAGUGAAAUAUUCUCUAGUACCUGCUUUACCUUUAUCUUACAGUGAAUCAAAUGGUAAAAUUUAUCUUUGUAAUAUGGGUAUACCUACUCAAGUAUUUCAUCUAGCUGGAAUCCAGUAUAAAUCACCAUUUGGUUCUAAAUCUGUAAUACCCUUACACAAUAAUGAGUGAUUUAUUACAAUUUUAAUAAUUAUUUGUUUUUGACGAAUCCUAAAAGAUGAUUUUAAUUUAAGUACUUA
Messenger RNA from Myzus persicae (green peach aphid), 1547 nucleotides. RefSeq names its product enhancer of mRNA-decapping protein 3 (gene Edc3). Gene Ontology annotation, molecular function: mRNA binding. Lineage: Eukaryota; Metazoa; Arthropoda; Insecta; Hemiptera; Aphididae. The record is from RefSeq and is a predicted model, not a curated record. Bases 178 to 1479 code for a protein of 433 amino acids. Gene Ontology annotation, cellular component: P-body. Gene Ontology annotation, biological process: P-body assembly; deadenylation-independent decapping of nuclear-transcribed mRNA. The transcript is spliced from 6 exons.